This is a messenger RNA of Haemonchus placei, 360 nucleotides long. NCBI's taxonomy places the organism in Eukaryota, Metazoa, Nematoda, Chromadorea, Rhabditida, Trichostrongylidae. The record is from the annotation of a GenBank genome assembly.
AUGGGAAAGUUUAUCGUGGGACCGAUAUCCGACCGAGCAACUUGUGUUUCGGAUAAAUGGCGUUUGGUGCUCUUCGCCACUAGUUCCUAUGGAGUUAUGGGUCUAUCAUUCCUCUCCCUUGUAUUUGUGAAGACUCCCGCUCUGGCUCAGACAGCUUACACACUUGCUAUAGUUGCCAGUGGUUGGAACGCAGUUGGAACAUUGAAAGGCGCACAAAUGGUGGCUAGACAGCAUGUUCAUAUUGUAAUGGCGGUAACCUCAUUUCUGCUAUGCGUCACAGUUCUUCUUAUACCGGUCGCUGUCAAUGCAGUGUGUCCAGAUAAUACACCAGAACAGGUAUCAGUCUUUGCGAACGAGUAG